Molecule: messenger RNA, 933 nt
Organism: Ruditapes philippinarum (Manila clam)
Lineage: Eukaryota; Metazoa; Mollusca; Bivalvia; Venerida; Veneridae
Product: sarcoplasmic calcium-binding protein-like
Exons: 4
Coding region: 73-720 (215 amino acids)
Source: RefSeq, a predicted model, not a curated record
CAGUAUAUAAACAUGUAAGUAAACAGUUAACAUAAGUCUUGUGCAGUUGUUGUUUGAAAAUUGAUUGAGACAAUGUAUUUAAUGCGGCUGGAGCUAUAUUGUACCUUACAAGUUUUAAUGGCGUUGUGUUCCAAAGUAGCUGUUGAUUCUAUUGGUACCGAACCAGAAUCAGCCAAGGCAAACAAAUACCUUAUUAAGAAGUGGGAACAGUGGUUUUACUUAAAUGACAUCAAUAAGGAUGGGGAGAUGUCAUUGGAUGACAUGAAUCUGUUCGAGCGGAAAUUCUACAAAGGUCAUAAUAAUCUACUAAAAAAUGCUCAACUGGAAAAAACUAAAAGGACACUGGAACGGCGAUGGAGAAGAGUUAUGUUAGACAACAGGGCAAGCAUUUCUUUAGGGGACUUUAUAAGUAUGUUUAAGGAACGUUAUGAAUCCGACAAACCAGCUUUCACUAAAAUGAUAACCGAGGUAGAAUUGACAGCUGUCGAAGCGAUAGAUUCUAACUGCGAUAACAUGAUUUCCAAAGAGGAGUUCGUAGAGGACAUGGAAUCGAUAGGUCGGAUGGACAUGACAAAUAACAAGAAGUUUUUCUUCUCUUUUCCGGAUAUAAAUGGACGUGUUCCUGCAGAAGUAUUAUUAGCUGGCUUGGUACUUUUCUUGACAGAAGACGAUCAGACCAAACCUGACAGCUUCAAAACAAUCUUAGAUUCGGAUAAUUGAUGAAAGUGUGCUUCUCGAUUUCAAGACUAGAAAAUAUCAUUAAAAUGCUAGAAAAAGGCAUAUCUUUUUGCUUAUUAUCAUUUAUAUAUAUGCAUAGUAUCACAAGCCGUUCGAACUCACAUUUAUUUCGAGUUUGUCUUCAUUUUUAAGGUGCGAAAACACAGAUAUAUGGAAUGAUAACAUUUAAACAAGAUGGCCCUGAGUCGCUCACCA